Molecule: messenger RNA, 1678 nt
Organism: Phycodurus eques (leafy seadragon)
Lineage: Eukaryota; Metazoa; Chordata; Actinopteri; Syngnathiformes; Syngnathidae
Gene: adcyap1r1a
Product: adenylate cyclase activating polypeptide 1a (pituitary) receptor type I
Exons: 14
Coding region: 89-1516 (475 amino acids)
Biological process (GO): adenylate cyclase-modulating G protein-coupled receptor signaling pathway; cell surface receptor signaling pathway
Cellular component (GO): neuron projection; plasma membrane
Molecular function (GO): vasoactive intestinal polypeptide receptor activity; peptide hormone binding; G protein-coupled peptide receptor activity
Source: RefSeq, a predicted model, not a curated record
UGAUGCAAAACUGUACUGUGAGAGGGGGCGGUGCAUCGUAGCCAACACACACCCACGCACGCACGCACGCAUACUCGGAAGCCCUUCAAUGGAGACAAUGAGAGACUUGGUCCUGAUGGUGAUCAUCUUGCUGCCUCUGGUGGCGUCGGAGCCGGAGCACUGCAUCAUCCGGCGAGAACAUGAGAAAUGCAUGGAGAGGAUGGACAUCCACGACCCCAGCGAGGACUUGGACACGGCGUGCCCUUGGAUGUGGGACAACCUGACCUGCUGGCAGGCGGCCGCCGUGGGGGAUGUGGUGGUGGUCAACUGCCCGGAGUUUUUCCACGACCUGAUGGGCCCCGACGACGAGAUGGGCCGGGUGAGUCGUAACUGCACGGAGGACGGCUGGUCGGAACCGUACCCUCACUACUUGGACGUGUGCCUCUUCUACGACAACGCCACUAAACCGGACAUGUACUACGCCUCAGUGAAGGCUUUGUACACGGUUGGCUACAGCACGUCCCUGGUGUCUCUCACCACCGCUAUGGUCAUCCUUUGCAGAUUCAGGAAACUCCACUGCACCAGGAACUUCAUCCACAUGAACCUAUUCGUGUCCUUCAUGCUGAGAGCCAUCUCGGUCUUCAUCAAGGACGGCGUGCUGUACGCGCAGGAGGACAGCGACCAUUGCUUUGUGCACACGGUGGCGUGCAAAGCGGUGAUGGUUUUCUUCCAUUACUGCGUCAUGUCCAACUACUUCUGGCUCUUCAUCGAAGGCCUCUACCUCUUCACCCUGCUGGUGGAGACGUUCUUUCCCGAGAGGCGAUAUUUCUACUGGUACACCAUCAUCGGUUGGGGAACCCCCACCAUCUGUGUGACCGUCUGGGCCGUCCUGAGGCUCCAUUUUCACGACACUGGAUGCUGGGACACAAAUGAGCACACUGCUCUCUGGUGGGUGAUCAAAGGGCCUGUCGUGGCCUCCAUCAUGAUCAAUUUUGUUCUCUUUGUGGGCAUCAUCAUCAUCCUGGUGCAGAAGCUGCAGUCCCCUGACAUCGGCGGCAACGAAUCCAGCAUUUACCUCAGCUGUGCUCAGAAAUGCUUCAGUGAGCCCUCACAGGCUGUUCAGCAUUCGUGCAGGAUGUCAGAGUUGUCCACCAUCACACUGCGUCUGGCGCGUUCCACCCUGCUGCUCAUCCCGCUGUUUGGAAUUCACUACACCGUCUUUGCCUUCUCCCCCGAGGACGUCAGCAAGAGGGAGCGGCUUGUCUUCGAGCUGGGCCUGGGAUCCUUCCAGGGCUUUGUGGUCGCGGUCCUCUACUGUUUCCUCAAUGGCGAGGUGCAGUCAGAGAUCAAGAGGAAAUGGCGCAGCUGGACGGUGAACCGAUACUUUGCUGUGGACCUGAAGCAGCAGAGGCACCCGUCGCUGGCCAGCAGCGGUGUGAACGGCGGGACGCAGCUGUCCAUCCUGAGCAAGAGCAGCUCUCAGAUCCGCAUGUCCAGCCCGCUGGCGGAGAGCGCCAACAUCAGCCUGCCCACCUGAGCGUGUGACCACGUGACCUCGCCGUCAGCCGCCGCCGCCGCAAGCCGUCUCGAAUGAAUCCACGCCAGGCGGAGGAGACCAAAGUGGCCCCGGCUCAUGAGUAUUUUUAUAUUUUCAGUUUCUCUCAAAGAUGCGCUUCGUGUACAAAUCAAAACAAUCAAA